UAACAACAAACGACCACUUUACGGCAAACAAGGUUUCGCGAAAAUGUAUGAAAUUUCGAGAAUUCUUUGUUUUCAACAUAUAUUGCAGAAUGUGCGGAAUAAAGGAUUGCGAUCAUUUAACAUGAGGAUUUAAUUUAUUCACUCUCCAGUCAUGGCUGACAAUUACAUGAUGAUGAACAAUAACUAUCUCCCAGCAAUACAGAGAUAUCCAUCCAACAAUCUGCCCCAUGUGCCAGGACUGCAGAAUGUUUUUAGCUUGCAACAUCAAUCAGGAAUGCCCAUUAGUGCAGGCCAAGCAUUCACUUCACCUGCUGUUGGACUUAGCUCGAUUACAGCAAACAUGCAAAGCUCCAAUGAGCACAUGACAGCAACAACUAGUUUCAGUGAAGAACAGUGUUCUAUACGAGUUCCUACAAUCCUCAAUCAGUCGUUGUCAUGUGUGAAUCAAACCGUAAACAGGGUAGUGUCAUCCAUGUCAAACACUCCAACAUUGUCCAGUGUUACAGGUUUUACAUUUACAACUCCAACACAAUCAUGUUUGUACUCACCAUCUUUAACAUCCACAACUCAUAGUCAAUUGUAUAAUCCCAGCAUGGGUGGCAGGACGUUUGCUCCCACUGGGUGUAGUGGGACAUGGCAGCACACAGUCCCUCAGAGGAUGCCUUGGAAUACAAACCAGCAGGGAAUAAAUGUAUUCACAGGAAUAAAUACAGAUACAGUUUGUUCCGUUUCGUUGUCAAACAACCAAGCUGUCACUUCAUGUUCAGUGUCGGACAUGUAUGCAGUGGCAUCAUGCAGUGGGAUGUCUACAAAACAUAAAAGAAGGCAUGCCAAUGAAAUUGAUGACAUGGCAGAGUAUAGCCCUGGGUUAAAGAUACACCUGACAGAGGAGAAGAUUGCGCGACACAUGCAGGGUCUGAGAAUACACACCCAUUCACCACCCCUCCAAGAUGAGUAUAGUAUUGAAGCCAUCCAUGACAACUUGGUGAAUAGCCAGCAACAGUCACAGCAGGAAUCUAGUCCUUCUCAUGGCCCUGUUGUGCAAACUGGGGAUGCAGUUCCACUGUCCUCUGAUGCAGUCAGACUGCAAACAAGCUUGGAGAUAUGGGAAAACUAUCAGCGACUGGAACAAAGACUGGACACGUCAGAUGAUGAAAUGACAGAGGCUGAUGAAAGGAAAGACAACCAACCUCGACUCUGUGUCAACCUGAGUAGUCUCCCCAAGGCAGUAGAAACCAACCCAGUCAUACCUAAAGAUAUCUUGGAGAAAAUUCUAAACCCCUGCAGAGAAGUUAUACUAUGGAGUCCACCAGGAUGUGCAUUUAAAUCCGUAAAUAACAGAUCCUCAACAUCUGUCCAGUGUUUUUCUGGCGAAGAUUCUAGCAUCCCCAUGGAAGCCAUAGAACAGACUCAGAGUGUUGUGCCUGGUUGUGAGAUGAUGACUGAUGGAAUGGAGAUGGAAAGUUUUGAAGAUUCUUUAGACUUGUGACACCUGUUCACGAUACCUGUCACUGAAUAACAUGAAGAAGAGGGACGUAUAUGUAUUGCUGAGUUAUCUCUGUUUAUCAUUUGAGGAGGAAUACUGUUAAAUAUUGUCAUAUUU
Molecule: messenger RNA, 1603 nt
Organism: Dreissena polymorpha
Lineage: Eukaryota; Metazoa; Mollusca; Bivalvia; Myida; Dreissenidae
Exons: 9
Coding region: 152-1489 (445 amino acids)
Source: RefSeq, a predicted model, not a curated record